Messenger RNA from Penicillium argentinense, 1020 nucleotides. It is a transcript of the gene abnA, whose product is annotated as putative extracellular endo-1,5-alpha-L-arabinase. The record is from RefSeq and is a predicted model, not a curated record. Gene Ontology annotation, molecular function: arabinan endo-1,5-alpha-L-arabinosidase activity. Gene Ontology annotation, biological process: carbohydrate metabolic process. The transcript has 4 exons. NCBI's taxonomy places the organism in Eukaryota, Fungi, Ascomycota, Eurotiomycetes, Eurotiales, Aspergillaceae. The annotation marks the transcript as partial.
GUCAAUUGGAAUUUUCGAGAGGCGAACUCUUUUGUUUCCAUCUUGCUGAUCAUCAUGAUUUUUCGAAAUCUACCAAAUGCAGCAGCUCUGUUUGCCGCUCUGGCGCAUGGAUAUGCAAACCCGGGUAGCUGCUCGGGGGCUUGCAAUGUCCAUGACCCAUCUGUUGUCCAAAGGUCCUCGGACGGGCUGUACUUUCGAUUCUCCACUGGAAACAAGAUCUCAUAUGCCAGUGCAUCGUCCAUUAAGGGACCCUGGACAUCGAUCGGAUCUAUGCUUCCUUCUGGUUCUUCGAUCGAUCUAGAUGGUAACACGGACUUGUGGGCCCCCGAUGCGCAUCUCAUUGAUGGAGUGUACUAUGUGUAUUAUUCCGUCUCUACUUUUGGAUCCCAGAAUUCUGCCAUCGGACUUGCGACGUCCAACACCAUGGCGCUGAACUCUUGGACUGAUCGCGGCACAACUGGAAUCUCGUCAUCCUCGUCAAAGGCAUACAAUGCCAUCGACCCGAACCUAAUCAAAGCGGGUGGGACUUACUACAUGAACUUUGGUUCCUUUUGGCAUGACCUCUAUCAAGCGCCCAUGAAUUCUGCCGCGACUAAAGUCGCAUCAUCAUCCUACAAUAUCGCUUACAACUCCUCGGGCUCUCAUGCACAAGAAGGUGCUUACAUGUAUCAGUAUGGUAGCUACUACUACCUCUUCUUUUCGGCUGGAACAUGCUGUGGCUAUGAUACUUCCAGACCUGCUGCCGGCGACGAAUACAAGAUUCGUGUGUGCCGGUCAACAUCGGCGACCAGUGGAUUUGUCGAUAAGGACGGUGUCGCAUGCACAAACGGAGGAGGAACAGUUGUUCUAGAGAGCCACGGAAAUGUUUAUGGCCCGGGCGGACAAGGGGUAUUUACCGAUUCGAGCCUCGGGCCUGUCCUUUACUACCACUAUGUCGACACAACGAUCGGCUAUGCGGAUAGCCAGAAGCUCUUUGGUUGGAACCAGAUUGACUUUUCCUCGGGUUGGCCAGUUGUGUAA